AUGGCAGAUCUUCGAACACAGGAAAUCAAGAAUCCUAUAGAUGUCGCUGAGUACCUCUUCAAACGCCUCCACGAAGUCGGCGUCCGCUCAGUCCAUGGUCUACCAGGAGACUACAAUCUUGUAGCUCUUGACUACAUCAAACCUGCCGGCCUCCACUGGGUCGGAAACUGCAAUGAGCUGAACGCCGGAUACGCCGCCGACGGCUAUGCACGUGUCAAAGGCAUUUCCGCCAUCGUGACGACGUUCGGCGUGGGCGAGCUUUCCGCAGUCAACGCCAUUGCGGGCGCGUAUUCCGAAUACGUGCCCAUUGUGCACAUUGUCGGCUAUCCCACCACAGCGGCCCAGAAGAACGGACUUUUGCUUCACCAUACGCUCGGCAAUGGAGAUUUCAACGUCUUCUCCAAGAUGUCGACUCAGAUUUCGUGCGCAGUCUCCAUGCUGAACCAGCAGCAUGAAGCGGCUACCUUGAUCGACAAUGCGAUUCGCGAAUGCAUCCUGCAAUCGAGGCCCGUUUACAUCGCCCUGCCCACGGAUAUGGUUCAGAAGAAAGUCGACGGCGAUCGGCUCAAGACACCCCUUGAUUUAGCUUACCCUUCGAAUGACCCCGAGAAAGAGGACUACGUUGUAGAUGUAGUCCUCAAAUAUCUCCAUGCAGCCCGCAACCCCGUCAUCCUAGUGGACGCGUGCGCGAUUCGCCACCGAGCAUUGGAAGAGACACACGAAUUCAUUACCAAGUCCGGCAUCCCUGUCUUUGUCGCGCCUAUGGGCAAGGGUGCCGUGAACGAAACCUUGCCUAACUAUGGUGGUGUUUACGCGGGCGAUGGCAGCAACAAGGGUGUGCGUGAGCGUGUGGAAUCCGCGGAUCUCGUAAUCUCCAUUGGCGCUAUCAAAUCAGACUUCAACACUGCUGGCUUCACGUACCGCGUCUCCCAACUGAACACCAUCGACUUCCAUAGCUACGGCAUCAAAGUGCGGUAUUCCGAAUACCCAGGUGUGCGGAUGAACGGUGUUCUGAAGAAGGUUACAGAGAAGCUGGGCAAACUUAACAUCGAGAGCGGACCGAAGCCGGACAAUGAGAUACCAAAUGAUGAGGUCAAGUCGCCGGAGCCGACCAUCACACAAGCGUGGUUCUGGCCACGCCUAGGCCAGUGGCUUGAGAAGAAGGAUAUCGUGAUCACCGAGACUGGUACGGCGAACUUCGGUAUUUGGGAGACGAGGUUCCCGGAUGAUGUGAUUGCCAUCUCGCAGGUCCUUUGGGGCAGUAUCGGCUACGCCACGGGCUCAUGCCAGGGUGCCGCUCUUGCCGCGAAGGAGAAGGGCAUCAAGCGCACGAUCCUGUUCACGGGCGACGGUUCAUUCCAGCUCACUGCGCAAGAAGUCAGCACGAUGCUUCGCAACAAAUUGAACCCCAUAAUUUUCGUCAUUUGCAACAAUGGGUACACGAUUGAAAGAUUCAUCCACGGCAUGGAAGACCCUUACAAUGACGUACAAGAGUGGAAGUACAAGGACCUGCCAGCAGCGUUUGGCGCACCAAAGGAGCAGUAUUUGACCUACCGAGUGGAAACGAAGAAGCAGGUAGAAGAGCUGUUCAUGGACAAGGAGUUCUCGAGCGGCGACACCCAGAAGCUGCGCUUCGUCGAACUGGUGAUGCCAUGGGAUGACGCGCCUGCAGCACUGAAGUCCACGGCAGAAGCAGCAGCAAAGAGGAACGCCGAGGCUUCGUAA
Molecule: messenger RNA, 1725 nt
Organism: Didymosphaeria variabile
Lineage: Eukaryota; Fungi; Ascomycota; Dothideomycetes; Pleosporales; Didymosphaeriaceae
Exons: 3
Coding region: 1-1725 (574 amino acids)
Molecular function (GO): thiamine pyrophosphate binding; magnesium ion binding; carboxy-lyase activity
Source: RefSeq, a predicted model, not a curated record